AUGGCGGACAAAAAUGUCGAAACGGGUGGAACUUUGACUAAACCCGAUCAUCCAAACGUGGAAGACGUAAAUGCUAGCAAUAUUUCAACGAGAGAUCCACAAGAUAUCUUUCACGAUGCGGCCAAAGCCUGGAGAAAGCAAAUAAAUCACGUUCAAGGACAAUUGGUGAGUCACACUGAAAUUGUUUCUUUGCAAAACGACUGUCGUAUUUUGGAAAUAUGUAUGAACGAUCUAACCAUGGCUCACGAGAAACUAGAAGAAACGCUUCAAUCUCCUGUUGAGAAAAUUUCCUUGUUCGGAAAAUUUGAGGACAUGAGCAAGGAGAAUAACAAGGUUGUGCAACAAGUGUAUGAGGCAAUUAGAGAAUUAAAGAUAGAUGCAGAGGACAAUCAUUCCAUAACAUCUCGAAGAUCCGACGGAAGUCGUACCUCACAUCGCAGUCAUCACUCUCGAUCCUCGAACAGCAGUACUACGUCUUCAACCAGACAGAGACGGCAGGAAUUGGAAGAAAACGCCGCCGCACUAAAGGCGAAAAUGCGUGUUGCACGAGAAAAAGAAGAAAUUGAUGAGGCGAAUCGAUUGCUCUUAGUCGAAAUCAAGAGCAAAUUACAAGAUGUUCAAAACGAAGAGCAAAGAGUUAAGGAAAGAAUCCUUCUUGCCAAUGAGAAAUUCAAAAUCCGGGAAGAACUAGCUGAAACUGAGGCUCGAAUCGAGGUCUGUACGAAAUAUGAGGAUGAAGAAGAGAUCUUCGAAACAAUUGAUGAGAUCCCAUGCGAUGAUACACAUGACCGUGUUGAACAUUUCCUUCAGUUUCGAUCGGUACAAGAAGAGCCACCUGUAGACGAACAAGAACAGUAUGGGAAUCCUGCUUCUAAUCAAGGGAACGACUUUAUUGCGCCAGAGGAGAACCCUAUAACCAAUUCAUCGACACCCGCACAGCUGAAUCCUAAUGUCGCUCCAUACCACCCUCCUCCUACUACUAAUGUGUUACAACCAUUCGAGCAGACCCAGCCAAAUCUAACCAGCUUCGAGGAAACAUGGAGAACAUUUUUGCCUGUAUAUCCAAAAAAAUCACUGACAAUCAUUAAGACCCACUCAGCGAUAGGUUCAGAUGAGAUUUCAUCCUACACGACUCCUCUCUCGGUAUUGGACCUUUCACGACCAAUGGCAUGA
This is a messenger RNA of Dendronephthya gigantea, 1173 nucleotides long. RefSeq lists its product as uncharacterized. Lineage: Eukaryota; Metazoa; Cnidaria; Anthozoa; Malacalcyonacea; Nephtheidae. The record is from RefSeq and is a predicted model, not a curated record. The coding region runs from base 1 to 1173 and encodes 390 amino acids. The transcript has a single exon.